AUGAGAAGAGAGCUCAAGUAUCUCGUGUACUCGCACCUCGCAAUCGUCGUGGUGCUCCUGUACCUGACGUUCGACCUUCUGACGCUCGCCAUCGACGACACGUUCCAGGACGCUCUCCUGAGCGUCGACCUCAACCCACCUGAGGAUGCGCCUCCCAAGCAGAUGCUGAUCCCCAAGAUCAUUCAUCAGACCUACAAAACGGAAGAAAUUCCAGAGCACUGGAAGGAUGGCCAGCAGCGCUGUAUCGACCUCCAUCCCGACUACAAGUACAUCUUGUGGACCGACGAAAUGGCCCGCGAGUUCAUCAAGGAAGAGUACAGCUGGUUUCUUGACACCUUCGACGGGUAUCGCUAUCCAAUCGAGCGUGCAGACGCGCUCCGCUACUUCCUUCUGACGCAUUUUGGAGGUGUAUACAUCGACCUGGACGACGGGUGCGAGCGUAAACUCGACCCAUUACUUACCGUCCCUGCCUUCGCACGCAAGACUUCUCCCACAGGUAUCUCCAACGACGUGAUGGGUUCAGUUCCACGCCACCCCUUUUUCCUCAAAGUCAUCAAUUCUUUGAAGAAAUACGACCGCAACUGGCUGGUGCCCUACAUCACUAUCAUGUUUUCAACUGGUCCUCUGUUUGUAAGUGUUAUUUGGAAGCAGUACAAGCGUUGGGGUGUACCCGAAAACGGAGUGGUGCGCAUUUUGCAACCCGCUGAUUAUAAGAAGCAUUCUUACUCGUUCUUUUCCAUUUCACAAGGUUCUUCGUGGCACUUGGAUGAUGCCCACUUCAUCAAAUCUCUAGCCAACCACAUUCUAGCAUGUGUUGUAUUGGGGUUCGUCGUGGCCUUCAUUAUACUUUAUGCAGAAUACUGUUUUUACUGCUGGCUCGGUGCUGGCAGAGGCGCACGCAAGAUCGCCAAAGCCGGAAGACGUUUUCUGUGUUGGAUCGGUGUCUCCACCGAUGCCAGAUCUCAGGCCAGUGGCCAAUCUCUGGAGAUGAGUUCCAAGUACAGAAGGUUAAGGAAGGAUUCUAACCUACCAGUGCACAUCGUGAUUCCCGACCUCGAGUCUGGAGACGACAAAGUGACGGAUCUUAGUGAUAAAUGA
This is a messenger RNA of Lachancea fermentati, 1098 nucleotides long. The record is from the annotation of a GenBank genome assembly. Lineage: Eukaryota; Fungi; Ascomycota; Saccharomycetes; Saccharomycetales; Saccharomycetaceae.